Molecule: messenger RNA, 321 nt
Organism: Cylindrotheca closterium
Lineage: Eukaryota; Bacillariophyta; Bacillariophyceae; Bacillariales; Bacillariaceae
Source: the annotation of a GenBank genome assembly
AUGGACGACAAGUCUACCAAAGUUGGUGGUCAACAGCGCUUGACAACACCUGAUGGCUUUGUCUUACCGCUUGACAUCAGGAAUGGCCUUUCAUAUCUACGAAUGCGUCCACCAACAGACCGUGAGCUGAGUAAUCCCGACAUUCCUCAUGUCGAACUCACCUCUGAUACUGAUUGGGAUCCAAGUGUAUUGGAUCACAAUUGGAAGAAUGGGCAAACUCUGUUCCCAACUGCGAUCCUGAGGAUGAAGAACGCCUGUUUGAUCUUGCAGGAGCUCUUAAGAAUAAUAAAGCUGUUACUUCUUUUAAGGAUUCUAAACUAG